Molecule: messenger RNA, 5303 nt
Organism: Epinephelus lanceolatus (giant grouper)
Lineage: Eukaryota; Metazoa; Chordata; Actinopteri; Perciformes; Serranidae
Gene: gpcpd1
Product: glycerophosphocholine phosphodiesterase 1
Biological process (GO): glycerophospholipid catabolic process
Molecular function (GO): starch binding; glycerophosphocholine phosphodiesterase activity
Source: RefSeq, a predicted model, not a curated record
UUGAUACUUGUUGUGUUGUUUGCUAGCCCUGAAGCGGUGGACUAUUGUCUAACCUCGCCGGACAUGGCCACGUUAUCUAGCGUUAAAUAUCUUUGAUAGUAGCAUAGUUACAUCGUCGCCAGGACUGCGUAACGCCAGGCGUUGUUUUUGUACUCGUAAUAUUUUCUUUAGCUAACAUAAUGUCUAGCUUUGUGUCGGUAGCGGUAGCGGUGAAUCGGGCGGGUCAAAUAUGCUUUCGCUUUUAGACCGGAGCGUCUCAGCUGGAUAGGCGACCCCGGCUCACUGUGAACCAUCUCCUUGAAGGCUGCCAAGGGUCGACUCAAACUGGUAGCUGCCAAAAUCAAAAAGAAGCUUGUUUAUGCCGCCAGUCUUUGUGCCUGUGUCAACAAUGGAGACCACUCAGGUGACGUUGGUUGUCAGAGGAGAAACAAACCCAGGGGAGGUGAUUGCAGUUGUUGGUAGCUGCGAUGCCCUGGGAUGCUGGAGCCAUCAAAAAGCUGUGACCUUGCAUCCUGUCGGUAACGAUGGAAAUACGUGGACUACAACUGUUGCUGUGCCUAAAGGAGUUGUGUCCAAGUACCGCUAUCUCAAAGGCUUCUUUCUGGAGUCAAAGAGUGCAGGUGGUCCCUGUCAAGUGAUAGUCAAAAUGUGGGAGACCCAUCACCAACCCCGCACGAUGAGCCCCACAGCGUCACACCAGAAUAUUGACGACGGACAGUUUGGAAUUCACAAUGGGGUGAAUUGUGUAGACUCUGGGUGGCUCACGUGCCAGACAGAGAUUCGCCUGCGUCUACACUUUUCCAAGACGCCUCCGGUGUCCAUCACUAAGAAGAAAUUCAAGAAGUCUCGCUUCAGAAUUAAGUUGACAUUAGAGGGCUAUGAGGAGGAGGGAGAUGACGAGGAAGAAGAGCUCAGUCCCUCAACUUGGCAUAAGAUGACCACAACUCUGGAGAUCAGUAUGAUCAGUGCCAACCGCUAUAGGUCACGCCACUCGCAGCCUGAGUGUGGGUAUGCACUGGAGCCCUCGCAGUGGACUGAGUACAUCAUCCACACCAUGGACCCAGACAACCUGGAGCUCACCUUUGAGUUCUUUGAGGAGGAUCUGGGUGAGCACGUAGUCCAGGGGGACGCUCAUCCCGGAUUCGUUGGCACAGCUUGCCUCCUCUCCUCAUCUUUCUUGGAGAGCGGUAAGGACAACGGAGUCGCCACACUUCCGAUAAUGGGUCGAAAUUCCAGACAGACUAUCGGGAAAGUCAGAGUGGAUUACCUGGUGAUCCGGCCCAUCAAGGGGCUGCAGUGUGACAUGAGCUCCUCUUUCACCAAGUACUGGAAGAAAAGGAGUACUCUGGAUGUGGGCCACAGAGGAUCUGGCAGCACACACGCAGCGAAGCACCAAAGAGUCAGGGAGAACACAAUAGCCUCGUUUAAAAGUGCUGCCACACAUGGUGCAGCCUAUGUAGAGUUUGAUGUACACCUCUCCAAGGACAGUGUUCCCAUCGUAUACCACGACCUGACGUGCUGCAUCUCCACCAAGAAGAAAAAUGACAAGACCUCUCUGGAGCUCUUUGAGGUGCCAGUUAAAGACUUGACAUUUGAUCAGCUGCAGCUUCUCAAGCUGGCCCAUGCCACUGCGAUGAAAGAACACGAUGACAAAGAUCUGCUGGACGAUGAAGAAGAAAUCGAUGAGCAUCAGCCAUUCCCCUCCCUCUCACAGAUCUUCCAAGCUGUUCCUGAGCAAGUGGGCUUCAACAUCGAGCUCAAAUGGAUCUCCCAGAUGAAGGACGGGUCAUGGGAUGGCAACCUGUCAACCUACUUCAACAUGAAUACCUUCCUCGACAUCGUCCUGUCUUGUGUUCUGCAAAAAGGCGGAAAAAGACGCAUCGUCUUCUCCUGCUUCGACCCAGAUGUCUGCACCAUGGUGCGUCAAAAGCAGAACAAGUACCCCAUCCUCUUCCUGACACAGGGAAUUUCAGAAAGGUAUCCUGAGCUGAUGGAUAUCCGCUGCCAGACCACUCAGAUCGCCAUAAGUUUUGCUCAGAGUGAGAACAUUCUGGGGAUCAGUGCCCACACGGAGGAGCUGCUAAAAAACCUGUCCUAUAUCGCGGAUGCCCAGUCUAAAGGCCUGGUGGUGUUCAGCUGGGGAGAGGACAACAACGAGCACGAGAUCAGAAGGAAGCUGAGAGAGCAGGGAAUUGAUGGCCUCAUCUAUGACAGUAUUUGCGAGGACCAAGGAGAGCAGUCAAACAUCUUCAAGAUAGAGGAGCAACACUCCCUGCGGGAGGUGAUCACAGAGGAGACCAUGAAGAGCUGCACCUGCUCCUGCUACUCCAUCCCCUGCUCCAUGGCUCCCUGCGCCACCACCAAGUCCCGUGCUGGCAGCGCCGAGUCCGACUCGGGCCUCAGCUCCUCAUAACCCCUCCUCCCUUUAAGCUUCAGUUGACUUCACUGCACAUAUACACCGAGAGCGCCAAGCCGUGAAUGAAUGAUCAAACACAAGCAUAUACUUGCUGAAAAAUGGGGACUCCCUGAAACGUGGUAUUUCACCCACAUGGCUCUGUGACCAUCAGGGCACAUUCAUACUUAAUACUUGAAAAUGAGAAGUUGGACUGAGCGUCAGAGUGUAGGCUAGUUUUAUUUCUAAAGCUUGGAAAAGUAGGCAGAUUAGUCUGGAUAAUACACGAGUAUGAAGGCAGACAGACUUUACUAUUCAUGUUUUCUGAUAAGUUGUAUAUUUGGUCUCACUUUUGCGCACAUGGAAAUUGAUAGUCUGCCUUGUAAGCCUGUUUGGGCCUCUAUUAAUCAGUCCCUCCAUGAUGUUUGCAACAGUAAACACAAAUUCAGCCAAUGCCUGUGAAUUCUGUGCAAUCUAGAUUUAGAUUUUAGAUUUAUUUAUUUAGCACAAGUUAAAAAAAGUUCCACUCCCGUCAUCUGGUGGAGAUGCUGGGGAGUCUUUUCCGAGCACCACAACUUUACCGCAACUUUUACCAUUUAAAAAUGUGUUAAAUAUUAUUUCAUUUUAGCACGCAGCAUCUUGAAUUUUUACAUUCUUUUAUAAUGAGACUCCUGCUGCAGAACUGGAGCUCUGUGUCUGGGGCAAAGUCUCUGACACACCCAGGAAGGGCUGCAUCACAUAGCUAACAUUGCCCAACAAUUAUUAACAGCUCUAACAACCAAGAUGAGACAUUUUGGUGUCAGUGUAAGAUUAACCGCUUCCUCAAGGCUUCAGCUCAAGCGGCAAAAUAUGAUGAAUAGUGAGAUCACGUUGCUCUGUGUUAGCUCGUGCUAACCGGGCAGCGAGAGCAGGAGGGAAGCGGCUCACCAUCCUGAAGCCGCAGCAACAGCUGAUUGGCUGUGAUCAGCUUGUAAUGCCUCCACCUUCCCCCAACCAUCACAAAUAAAUAUAAAUCAUGUAGGAAACUGAAUGCUCAUCAUAAAGGGCUUUUUUGCAUUGUGCAUUUUUCACUUGCUGCAACAAUUUCAGUGCAAGGAAACACCCAUAAACACAGCAACAUGCAUUCGAUUUUUUAGAAACGCUGCUGUGAAAUGAGGCGUUUUCAGGCUACAACAAUCCCAAGAACAGCUCCUGAAAUCUGGAGGGACUGAUUGAUGCAAAAUGGUAUACUGAUGUCAGAAUACAGACUCUCUCUGAGUAGAUUUUCGUCAUUGGAAAUAAUUAAGUUAAUCUAAAUGUCAAUAUCUUUUACAUUAGAUUAGAUUUACAUUAGCACUAUAUAGUCAAACAUUAAGAUGGAUAUUUUGAGAAUUUAUCAGCAGUAAAAGUCAUUUGAAUAUCUGCAGCGGAGUCUAGUCACGGUUAGUGUCAGCAGUACAAGGAGCCAAAAGUGAAUCAGGUGUGAGGUCAUCUGUGGGUUUAAUCUCAGUGUUAAAGCAAAGAUUAAGUAAUAAAUAAAUUUUUAGGUCACAGUUUUACUAGUUUGUCCACAAUCUGACAACCCAGUGCAACAAGAACACACAUCAUGUACACAACACACGACACAGGAUGUUAGGCACCGUCCCCCUGGGUGAAAUACCACGUUCUUCGGGAGCGCCCUGAAAGAUGACAGAUUAGGUUUGGGCAUAUUUUCCAAAACAAUUUCUCUACUUCGUCACACCUAAUCACAGGAGUUAAACCAGUCCAACCACCUCCGCUCACUUCCAGGUUUUUGUAUUUGUUUUGCACUCUUCACAGAUGUUUUAUGUUAUUUAUGCUUUCUAUUGAAGCAGGUGGGCGUUUUGCCAAAGCAUUGAGGAAGCAGUGAUUUUAGGUUUUUCAGAAGAACCUGUAGAGGUCAUCGUGAUAGUGGAACAAGGUCGUAUUUAGGAACUACACUCGAUAGUGGAUAUUUAUUUAGCUCACAUGUUGCUUUGCUUUAUAGUCUAAGUGCUCAAAUGUAAUGCAUAUUAUAUUUGCAUAUUAUAAGAGAACAACUGCAGAUUUAUUGUCAUAAAGUUCAUGAUAAUGCGGGAUUAUGCUGUUGGGUCUUUUCUGUGCAUGAUGCCAUUACCUUCAGUGUUAUUUUCUCAGAUAGCAAUGAGUAAUAGCGACUGGACGCUAAUUUAGCUUGAGCGCAGACAGUAUGGGAGAUGCAGGUUGCCAUUAAUAAAUACUCACCCUCUUCAGCAGUAAGAAGAUGGAUUUAUUUCCUUUUGGACGGACUAUUGACAAGCACUUACUCCUGCUUCUCACACCUCCCACUCAGCUGUUAUUGUAAACCACAUACAGCUUGAUAAAUGUACUGUUACCAUGUCCUUUAUUCUUUUUAUCUACCUGAUUGAAAAGCAGAAGAAUGUUUUAUUUGUCACAGUGCGCACACACGCACCACAGCCUUAAGGGGGGAAAAAAUCAGGUCUAUUUGCGUUUUUAAAAACCUCCAAUACCUCACUCAUCAUCUAUUAGAAUAGACCUGAGCUGAGACUUGUGUACAGAAUGAACUCCCUUCUUAUAAAUACCAUCUAACAUCACAGCACACAUACUUUUUAUUGCAUGGCUUUCUUUUUUUUUUUUGCACCAUUUACACAUGAAAUCAUUUGCAUAUUGAUAUGAUGUGUUAGUAUAUUACAAUAAUAGUAAUGCAGCUUUUUAAACACAGCAAACAAAUCCAUUAUAGUAAACUCUUUGUACAUACGUCAUAUUCUACCUGUAUAUCUGUCUCAUCGCACAAUUUCUGAGCUACAGACUGGAAUGAUUGAGUCGUGCAUGGUCUUGUAUAUCUGUAUAAAUCUAGUGUGUAAUAUUAAAAUGCCACUUCAGGACAGAAGAGUGUAAGGGUGAUGUAAAUAAAAUCAAAACCUAUGUUUGUUUA